AUGGCGAGGGACGGGUACGUGGUGCCGGCGGACCCUCUGGCGGUGACUGCCGUCAAGAAGAAGACGCAGCCUGCCAGGAGUUGGAUUCUCGUCGACGCUACCGGGCAAGGCACCAUCCUCGAUGCAGACAAACAUGCUAUCAUGAAUCGUGUUCAGAUUCACGCCCGCGAUCUCCGGAUUUUAGACCCUCUCUUGUCUUAUCCCUCCACCAUUCUCGGUCGUGAGGGGGCCAUCGUUUUGAACUUGGAGCAUAUCAAAGCAAUCAUUACUUCUGCUGAGGUUUUGCUUCGGGACCCGUUGGAUGAAAAUGUUAUUCCUGUUGUUGAGGAACUUCAAAGGCGACUGCCUCCUGCAAAUGUCUUUCGGCAAGGUCAAGGAAAUGGGAGAGAGUACACUGGUGGACAACAUGAUGUUGAAGGUGGCGAAGAGGAUGAGUCUCCAUUUGAAUUCCGUGCCUUGGAGGUAGCGCUGGAAGCCAUUUGUAGUUUUCUAGCUGCACGUACAACAGAGCUGGAGACUGCUGCUUAUCCUGCUUUAGAUGAGCUUACAUCCAAAAUUAGUAGCCGAAAUUUAGAUAGAGUUCGUAAAUUGAAGAGUGCAAUGACGAGGUUGACUGCUCGGGUACAGAAGGUGAGAGAUGAACUUGAACAGUUACUUGAUGAUGAUGAUGAUAUGGCUGACCUUUACCUAUCAAGAAAGCUGGCUGGUGCAUCUUCACCAGUCAGUGGCUCUGGUGGUGUGAAUUGGUUUCCUGCUUCACCUACAAUAGGUUCAAAAAUUUCUAGGGCUAGUAGAGCAAGUUUGGCAACAGUUCGUGGAGAUGAGAACGAUGUUGAGGAGCUUGAAAUGUUACUAGAGGCUUACUUUAUGCAAAUUGAUAGCACAUUGAACAAAUUGACAACGUUGAGAGAGUAUAUUGAUGACACAGAGGAUUACAUUAAUAUUCAGCUUGACAAUCAUCGAAAUCAGCUGAUUCAGUUAGAGCUCUUUCUGAGUUCAGGGACUGUUUGUGUCUCCGUAUAUUCCUUGGUGGCUGGCAUAUUUGGCAUGAACAUCCCAUAUACAUGGAAUGAAAAUCAUGGGUACAUGUUUAAAUGGGUGGUAAUUGUAACAGGAGUGUUCUGUGCAUCUCUGUUCAUAGUUCUGAUGACAUAUGCUCGCUACAAGGGUUUGGUUGGAUCUUGA
Dovyalis caffra is the source of this 1185-nucleotide messenger RNA. Lineage: Eukaryota; Viridiplantae; Streptophyta; Magnoliopsida; Malpighiales; Salicaceae. The record is from the annotation of a GenBank genome assembly.